Molecule: messenger RNA, 1392 nt
Organism: Gossypium arboreum
Lineage: Eukaryota; Viridiplantae; Streptophyta; Magnoliopsida; Malvales; Malvaceae
Product: tobamovirus multiplication protein 2A-like
Exons: 7
Coding region: 317-1159 (280 amino acids)
Cellular component (GO): membrane
Source: RefSeq, a predicted model, not a curated record
AAUAAUGGCAUUUUCAAAUUUGAUAAGACCAAUUUUUUUUUUUUUAAAUGGUGUGGAAACAGGAAAACUCAAAAUGCGAUGCCAGCUUGUCAUAGACGACAGGAAAUAGCAAAAAUAGGAAAAGCGGUCCUUAUUUUUCCCACCCUUUGAAUCCCUUCUUCUCUGUUUUCACAAAACCAUCUCAGAAAAUUUUAUUAUUACUACCACUUCAAAUCAACCAAUAAUCCUCAUUCUUGAAUUGUAAUUUACAAGUUGAUCAAAUAGGAGAUACUCAUUAGAGCUGUGAUAGAAAGGAUCAAUAAAGAUUGUUUUGGGAAUGGCUUGUCGAGGAUGCUUAGAGUGCUUGUUGAAGCUCUUGAACUUUUUGAUGACUCUUGCUGGUUUGGCAAUGGUUGGAUACGGGAUCUAUUUGUUUGUUGAGUACAAAAAUGCUGCCGAUACUGCAAUGCUUUUGUCACCUGUUGGUAGUGAUCGAGAUUUGAUACAGUUUGGUCGCCCCAUGCUCAUGGCUGUGUCUCUUUCGUCUAGUAUUUUUGAUAAUCUGCCAAAAGCAUGGUUUUUAUAUUUAUUUAUUGGAGUAGGGGCGGUUCUCUUUGUUAUCUCUUGUUUUGGUUGUAUUGGAGCUGCAACGCGGAAUAUAUGCUGCUUGACUUGUUAUUCAGUUUUGGUGAUCUUGCUGAUCUUGGUGGAGCUGGGAUGUGCAGCUUUCAUAUUCUUUGACAAAAACUGGAAAGAUGAACUUCCUACGGAUAAAACUGGAGAUUUUGAUAUGAUAUACGACUUUCUGGAAGAAAACUGGACUAUUAUCAAGUGGGCUGCUCUUGGAAUUGUUAUCUUAGAGGCUCUUAUUUUCUUGUUAGCCCUUAUGGUUAGGGCUGCCAACAGACCUGCUGAUUAUGACAGUGAUGACGAGUUUAUUGCACCAAGGUCACAAAUCAGACAGCCUUUGAUCAACAGGCCACCAGCUCCAGCUGCAGGUGUACCUGUUGUUCCCAGCCUUGAACAACGGCCCAGCAGAAAUGAUGCUUGGAGUACACGUAUGAGGGAAAAGUAUGGGCUGGAUACAUCGGAGUUCACCUACAGCCCCUCGGAGUCAAACAGGUAUCAGCCGGUGGCCCCACAACCAGCAGAAGAAAGGAGCCGAUGCACCAUUAUGUGAUUAUAUUUCUGGGUUUCAUGUAAAUCUUAUUUGGUUGGCUUCUGAAGAAGAUUGCAUGGACGAUGGAGUGAUAGGUUCAGAUUUCUAAGAUGACAGUUGUGUUUCUUUUUCCUUGUGGAGUUUGUGUACAAUACACAAUUUUCAGGAGCUUCACUGUUCCCUCACUUAGUUGGUUUCCUUAAGAGAACAAAUUACAAGUGUCUUCCAAAUGCUUAACCAUUUUGUGUGUAAAA